Messenger RNA from Penicillium angulare, 1155 nucleotides. RefSeq lists its product as uncharacterized. NCBI's taxonomy places the organism in Eukaryota, Fungi, Ascomycota, Eurotiomycetes, Eurotiales, Aspergillaceae. Bases 1 to 1155 code for a protein of 384 amino acids. The transcript has a single exon. The record is from RefSeq and is a predicted model, not a curated record.
AUGGAGGACAUCGUUCGUUCCAAAUCCUCGAACUGCGACUGCUGUCGCAGUAUAUGCCGAUCGAGUGCGGCUAAAUCAACAUCUCAACGUCGCCGGUCGCAACCCGGUACAAUUCGCCAACUAUCCAAAAGCCUGGGGUCUUUCUACCAUACCCUCUUAAUCAUAAUUCUUAUUAUCUGCUUAUUGCCAGUAUCAUCCGUGGCUCGUCCAACUGCCAUCAUAUCAGAUCUAGUUCAAGUUUCAGACAUUCCACAAUCAGCCUCAAGCUCCACCAUUAAUACUGAUCUCAGUCCGAGUCUCCACGAGGGAUCUUCACCCACCGAGCCUCGCGACAAUAACCCCAUGAGCGAAGAUGAUAUCCGACAUGAAAUUCUUCGACGAGGCAUAGUGACCGCCAAUACCAAUGAUACAUCAGACUCAAUGCCAGAACCAUUCGAUACAUCAUCCAACAACUUCGCCAACUCAAGCUGUGUGAACUACUUCAAUACCUUCCUUGCCAACAAGACAGUAACAAACUGCCACGCCGUCUCUUUACUUCUCGAAAACUCCAAUAAAUUCUUCCACGAUUUAAGUUCUGCUUCCGCCACCUCGCGCGUCCUCGAUACUACAUGUUCCGAACCAGCUGCGAAGUGCCAGUCCAUCAUGACUGAAGUCGCCAAUGCGAUGCUGCGUAGCGAAAACUGUGGCACGGAUUACAAUGCAAACAAUUCCGUCGUCACAAGCACAUAUACUCAGCUUAUGGCCUUCGAACCUGUUUACCAAGCAACAUGUCUCACCGAUCCCGAUACACAAGACUACUGUUUCGUCGAUGCUGUCACUAACGCCACGGCGCCGAACGAUUACAAUGUUUAUUUUAUUCCGAUUGGAAAUCAACUUAGCAAGGGUACACUUACAUGCAACCGGUGCCUCAAAGCUACUAUGAAUAUUUACGCGAAAUGGGCUACAGUUGAUAAUCAAGCCCUCGACUCUACUUAUAUUCCCUCUGCCAAAAUAGUGAACGACUAUUGUGGAGCAGGCUUUGCAAAUACCACGAUUCAUGCUGGUACUAUCGUUGUUAAGCAAAGUGCAGCGGUUACUGGACCAUUACCCAAUCUCAGUCUUGCUGCCUCAAUACUUGGCUUUAUUUUCGGUGCUAUAUCUCUUGGGUUGUUUUGA